Messenger RNA from Onychostoma macrolepis, 989 nucleotides. RefSeq names its product beta-2-microglobulin (gene b2m). The transcript has 4 exons. NCBI's taxonomy places the organism in Eukaryota, Metazoa, Chordata, Actinopteri, Cypriniformes, Cyprinidae. Gene Ontology annotation, biological process: peptide antigen assembly with MHC class II protein complex; antigen processing and presentation of exogenous peptide antigen via MHC class II; positive regulation of T cell activation. The coding region runs from base 97 to 447 and encodes 116 amino acids. Gene Ontology annotation, molecular function: MHC class II protein complex binding. Gene Ontology annotation, cellular component: MHC class II protein complex. The record is from RefSeq and is a predicted model, not a curated record.
AUUUAAGGUUACUGGUCGUUUACUUUCGAUAUUAACAGCUUUGGACCUGAUAGCUGAAGCAUACUGUUUUUUGUGCUCGCAACUAAAUCAACUAAAAUGAGAGCAAUCAUCACUUUCGCCCUGUUCUGUGUGCUGUACAUCACUGUACAAGCUAAAACAUCCAGUCCCAAGGUCCAGGUGUACAGCCAUUUUCCUGGAGAGUAUGGAAAGGAGAACACCCUAAUCUGCCAUGUGAGUGGCUUCCAUCCUCCUGAUAUCUCCAUUGAACUGCUGAAGAAUGGCGAGAUUCUCCCUAAUGCCCAGCAGACUGACCUGGCCUUCGAAAAGGGCUGGCAGUUUCACCUCACCAAGAGUGUCAGAUUCACACCCGAGAGAGGACAAGAUUACGCCUGCAAAGUUCGACACAUGACCAACACAAAUACCUAUUCUUGGGAGCCCAACAUGUAAAUCUAAAACAGUCAAAGUCGGACAAAGGAAAGUUAAUUUCUCAUGUUUUGGACUUUUUCCAUCAUCUCCAUAAUAUCCUGCUGUUCCAAUUUUACAUACCCGAUUUGCUCAAGAUGCACUAUUUACACAAAUGAUUUGUAACUUCCAUGAUGCAUUGAUUUUAGCUUUUCCUUAAGUUGACAUUCUUUUUCUCCAUGAUAGUAAGCAUAAUUUAACUAAAGUAGCUGCUACAUGUUUUGGAUCGUUUUCCGGGUUCUUUUCACUGUUUCAUUCCUCUGUGCAUGUGUAAAUUCUGUGUAGUAUGCCUACAAGCGGUAGCAGUUAGGCAAUUGUAUAGGUAAAAAAAAAUAUUUGGCAAUGUUUAUACCUAAUUUGAGGCUUUAUUUUGUAAUUAAAUACAAAUAACACAAUCAAUUCUCUCUUUAAAACAGUUAAGACUGCAAACAAGGUAUUUAAUGAAUAUGAAUGAUUCAAUUUGACACAUUAUUUCAGAGAAAAUGUAAUUCUAAGUGGGUAAAAAUAAAAAAAAAUUGAAAACCUAA